Messenger RNA from Thecamonas trahens ATCC 50062, 1617 nucleotides. Its product is annotated as transcriptional regulator. Gene Ontology annotation, molecular function: NAD+ binding; actin binding. The record is from RefSeq and is a predicted model, not a curated record. The transcript is spliced from 2 exons. Bases 1 to 1617 code for a protein of 538 amino acids. Lineage: Eukaryota; Apusomonadida; Apusomonadidae. Gene Ontology annotation, biological process: cytoskeleton organization.
AUGGCAGCUGCUGAGACAGACGGACUGGUGAACGUGCUUAAGUUUGCGCUGCGGCGCAAGCCGGCCGCCGAGGUCGUCGACGUGGUCGAUGGCGAGGUGACGGUGGACGACGGCAUGGCAGGCAUGGGCGAUGCUGUGCUCAUCCGUGGCUGCUCGGCGAGCCGGAUCGUGGUCACUGCCCGCAAGGUUGCCAAGGUUGUCAUCAUGGAGUGCUCCGGGUGCACCGUCGAGGUGCGCUCGACUAUCAUCUCGGGUGUGUUGGAGAUCAUCUCGUGCCAGCAGAUGGCGGUGGUGGCGGCCAAGGCUGGCGUCGGCGCCCACACGGUGACCGUCGACAUGAGCGAGGAUGUCACGCUUGCGCUGCCGAGCAUGUGGGCCAAGACCGUGCCCAAGGCCAUGGUUGCGUGCGGAUCGAGCGCCCGGGUCGUCCUCGCCGUUGGGUGCAAGGAGCUCGAUGCUGGAGCAGGCGCAUCGGGCACGCUCGCCCUGCCGGAUGGUGCAGGCUACGCCGUCCCGGACUCUGUCCCAACCGAGGCUGGGACAACCCACACACAGGUGGCGACGGUCCGGAUCAAGGACCCCGAGUCUGGCGAGUGGAACCUGGUGAGCGAGGCCAUGGUCCGCGAGGGCAUCGGCCACGUGACAACGUCGACCCGGCUGGCGGCCGACACCGAGCGUCACCAGCGCAACACGGCCCGGCUCGCCGAGCUGAUGGACAGGGUCAUCCAUGCCAAGGCGCCCAAGGCGCAGGCGACCGAAGCGUAUCCCGAGCCGGCACCGAUGGUGCCUCCGCCGCAAGCUCCUCCGAUUGGCUCGCUCAACGCCGCCAUCUCCAACUUUAACGCUGACUCGCUCCGCGAGACCGAGACGAGGGUGACAACAACAGCGGCGGUGAUCGCCGCCGGUGGCGGUGGGCAGUACGGUCACAGCAAGGACGAGGACAUUGUCGAGUACCGCGACGAGCCCGAGGUACUGGCGGCCAAGGUCGCCGAGCUGGCCGAGCUGAUCAAGUCAGCGCAGCAUGUGGUAGCGUACACAGGGGCCGGCAUCUCGACGGCGGCCAAGAUUCCGGACUACCGCGGCCCUUCGGGCGUGUGGACCAUGGCCGCCAAGGGCCUCGCCGCCAAGUGUGAGAUCCGGAUGGACCAGGCAGUGCCGACAACAGCGCACAUGGCGCUGGCAAGCAUGCUCGCGGACAGUGACAACCCACUGCAGCACAUCGUGUCGACGAACCUUGACGGGCUGCAUCGGCUGUCGGGCGUGCCGCGGACCUCUAUCUCGGAGCUCCACGGCAACUGCUACCUCGAGCGCUGCCGUGCGUGCGGCGUCGAGUAUGAUCGGCCGUUUGACACAACUGCCGCAGGCUGCCGGGCGGACCAUAAGACCGGGCGGCGGUGCGAAGCCGAGGGGUGCGACGGCGAGCUGGUUGACUCGAUCGUCAACUUUGGCGAGGCGCUGCCAGAAGACCAGUACGCGACGGCGCAUGCAGCGUCGGCCGCUGGCGAUGUUGCGCUGGUCCUCGGCACCUCGAUGCGGGUGUCGCCGGCCUGCGAUCUGCCGCAGCUCAUCUUUGAUUUGCCGCUCUCCGUAUCUUCGCCACUUGCGAUGAGGUCAUGA